Peronospora matthiolae is the source of this 3468-nucleotide messenger RNA. The record is from the annotation of a GenBank genome assembly. NCBI's taxonomy places the organism in Eukaryota, Oomycota, Peronosporomycetes, Peronosporales, Peronosporaceae.
AUGUCGUCCACCAGCAACGCCUCCAUUGACAAGUUCAACGGAGACAAUUACGCAACGUGGAGCCGGUACAUGCGCGGUGUGUUUUUGACGAAGUCCGUCUGGCACGUUGUCAACCGUGAAGUGACUCCGACUUUCACCGACCCGCGAGCGUCCGAUGACUACGUCAAGGCAAGCAACGUCGCGUUUGGUAUGAUGCUGCUGCACAUGAACGCGGACUACCAUCAUGUGCUGGACAACUGCGAGGAAGCCUGGGUUGCGUGGACAAGUCUGAAGACGCUGUACGGUGGGUCGCAGAAGGCAGGACGCAUCUACCUCAAGCGACAACUUUUCAGUAUCAAGAUGGCUGAAGGCGCGAACGUCAUGCAUCACUGCAACGAGGUCCUCAACAUCUCCGCCAAGCUUAGCGGCAUCGGUGCGAAGAUGGAAGACGAAGACGUUGCAAUUUGUCUGCUACUCAGUCUUCCGAAGAGCUACGAAAAUGUGGUGCUCAACAUGGAAAUGAGCAGCACCGAGCUUCGCACUCAAGAUGUGGUGAGAGUCCUGACGAAUGAGCAUGCCAAGCGUCAAGGAGAAAAAGGGACAACGACAGCGACUACGGUGAAGGCUGAAGAUGCAAGCAAGGCAUUCAGCGCCGAGCGUGAGCCCUACCAAUGCACGUAUUGUGGCAAGGUGGGACACACGGUGGAUCGUUGCUGGACAAAGCAGAAGAACGAAGGUCGGGGAGCCCGACGCGGCGGCAAUGGUCGUGGACGCGGGGCUAACAAUGUCCAGUGGGGACAUCAUGAUGAAGGCAAUGGCUACGAUCGAGUGGCGUUUGCAGUCUCGUUCGAAUGUGGAGUUUCGACGAGCAAGGACGUGUCUGGAAUGUGGGCCGUCGACAGUGGUGCAACGCACCACAUUUGCCACGACAAGACCAAGUUCGCAAGUUUGGCAGAGCGCAAUGAGGGCGAACUCUUGGUGGCUGAUGGCAACAAGGUGGCCAUCAAGGGUGUGGGAACCAUCAUGGAAAAGGUGGUUCUGCCCAACGGUGAAGAGCGUGAGAUCGAAAUCAAGAACGCGCUAUAUGUUCCAAGUAUGAGCAAGAACCUGCUCUCGGUGCCACAGAUUAACAGCCAUGGCAAGUUUCAAGUCGUUUUUGACGGGUCCAAGAUGUAUGUGACUCUCAAGAACUCACAGCAAGUGGUGGCGACAGCGGAUCUCGUGGAUGAACUCUACUGGCUUCGGACGACUCAACGAUCAGCGAAUGUGACAACAAGUGGAACCAGUUGUGCCGAUCUACAUGCGAGAAUGGGUCAUGCUCCAGUCGAUGUACUUCGCAAGAUGAUCGCGACCAACAUGAUCAAGGAUGUGCGAGUCCCUCUCAAGUCGGGUGGAGCAACUACAUGUCGAGGAUGUCAACAAGGGAAAAUGGUCCAAAAACCAUUUCCAAGCAACCGAGACAAGCGCAGCUACGAUACGUUUGAGCUACUUCAUCUGGACAUCUGCGGGCCCAUGGAAAAGGAUUCGCUCGGUGGCAGCAAAUAUUUGCUGCUGAUCAUCGACGAAGCCAGUGGAUGUAUGAAGGGCUUUUGUCUACGAGUGAAGUCCGAGAGUGAAGACUACAUCCGGAAAUAUAUCACCAUGGUACAGACGCAAUUCUGUAAGAAGGUCAAGUUCGUGCGACACGACGGAGCUCGCGAGUUUGCAACCAACUCGCUUCAACUGUUCUACGAAGACGAAGGCAUUGAACAGCAGACAACGGUGCCGUAUGCACAUCAAACAAACGGAACAGCAGAGCGUGCCAUUAGGACUAUUGUCACGAUCGGCCGCAGCAUGCUUCAUCAUGCCAAACUGGACAAGUGUUUCUGGGCCGAAGCAGCGAUGACGGCCAUCUACGUCAAGAAUCGACUGCCGUCACCUAAAGUCGUGCACAAGACCCCGUUUGAGAUCGUCUACAACUUGAAACCAAGCGUCAAGCACAUGCGAACAUUCGGGUGUCAGACAUACAUACUGACGCCUAAAGAGAAUCGACUCAAGUGGGAUCCAAAGGCUCGCGCUGGCAUAUUCGUUGUUGUCAGUCAGAAUGUCAACUUCGACGAGUCCACCUUUGGACUUCAACUGCCGAUCACUGAUGAAGAUGUCGAUGACCUGGACUUCGAAUUGCUGGAUCUUGAUGACGAAGAGCUGCGUCAAAUGGAGUAUCAGCAAACUGGCAAGCGCAAGAACCGACUCAAUGAUGAAGAUACAGCAGCUCCACGACCGCGUGCAGUGCGUCAACGACCAGGACUAGAAGAGUCAAGCGCGCCGGAAAACAACUCGUCACGACAAGAAGAAGACGAAGAAACGAAGGAUUCUGGUGAUUCAACACCGCCUGUGUUUUGGCGUGCGAGUGCAAAUGCCGUUGAAGCAGCAGUGGACUUAUCAGAACCCUCAACAUUUGAAGCAGCAGUAAGCGGCCCUGACCAAGUGCACUGGAGAAAAGCAAUUCAUGCAGAGCUCGAGUCAAUGCGACUUCGCGGUGUGUUUCGUGCAGCCAAGCUGCCCAACGGACAACGCGCCAUUGGCACAAAAUGGGUGUUCAAGAUCAAGCGCAAGGCGGAUGGGUCAAUCGAGAAGUACAAGGCACGACUUGUGGCCAAGGGUUUCCGCCAAAAGUAUGGCAUCGACUACACGGAGACGUUUUCGCCUGUGGUCAAGUAUGUGACGCUGCGAAUGGUGAUCGCAAUUUCCAAGCAUUUUGGAUGGCCCAUCGACCAGCUUGAUGUGGUGACAGCUUUCCUGUAUGGCGUCAUGAAGGAACAAGUGUUCUGCGUGAUUCCUGAAGGCGUCGAACUUGACAGUACGUUCGACUGCCUGGAAUUGGUGAAGUCAAUUUACGGCCUCAAGCAAGCGUCGCGAGUGUGGAACGAGACGUUCGACGAGUAUGUGUGCUCCAUCGGAUUUCAAGUAUCGGACUUCGACCCAUGUCUCUACAUCAAGACUUCGGACGGCCAUUGCGUGUUUAUACUGGUCUACGUGGACGACGUCUUGGUGACUGGAAGCUCGCUCGAGCUGAUUGCACAAACCAAGAACGACCUGAAGACGCGGUUCGAAAUGACGGACAGCGGCAAGUGUGCGUUUGUUCUUGGGAUCGAGCUUUUGGACGGUGAAGAUGGCAGUGUGACACUAUGUCAGCGUCGGUAUGUCGAUGAUAUCCUCAAGCGCUUUGGCAUGGAUGAUUGCAAGGCAGUCGCAAGUCCAGUCGACAUGAGCUCUCGACUUGUUUCAAGUGAUGCAACUACCAAGGUCGAUGCUCCUUUUCGCGAAGCUGUUGUUAAGCGUAUCUUUCGCUACCUACAAGGCACCAAGACGCAUGGAAUUUGCUACAAGCCAAGUGCAAGGAUCGACUUCCGUGGAUAUUCGGAUGCGGAUUGGGCUGGUGAUCUUACCGACCGCAAGUCAACAUCGGGGUACACGUUCAUGCUACUCGGUGCGCCUGUUGCAUUGUAG